Molecule: messenger RNA, 374 nt
Organism: Staurois parvus
Lineage: Eukaryota; Metazoa; Chordata; Amphibia; Anura; Ranidae
Source: the annotation of a GenBank genome assembly
GUGUGCCCGCUGUCAAUCAUCGUGUCCCGGCCUGUGAUUACUCAUCGGCACCCGGUGAUUUCCGAAGAUCUCCGAUAGGGAGGACUUUUUUGUUUAUUAACAGUCCUCCUCCCUGUCAGUUUGGGCACACUGCUCUGGAUAGCAGUAUGAUUACAGUGAAGCACACUGACACUGCCCCCUAGUAAAACACUCCCUGCACACAGUUAACCCUUUGAUCACCCCUCAUGCUAACUCCUUCCUGCCCAGUGCCAUUAGUACAGUGUCAGUGCUUCUUUUUAGCACUGAUCACUGUAUUGGUGUCACUGGGGAUGUCAGUGACACCAAGUCAUUUCCCCCCAUUGUCAGAAUGUCCACUACAGUCCCGCUCUAAGUUG